AGAAAGAGCACCAUGUGGAAGCAGUAAAUGCAAUAACUUCAGACAGGUUUGUCAUUGGGUGCUUUAUAUGAGCUAAAUUGCUCUUCCUUGAGGCACUGGAAGUAGAAAGUGUAGAACUUUUCUCAUGGGGUUCCAUGACAUGGGUUUGGUGUUGUGUUUUGCUUGGUGUGUGUUUUAUGUGGGAAGUUGCAGUGCUCAGUUGCAGUCCUCUCAGACCCAAGUGCUUCUCCAGUUGAAAAAGCACUUGGAGUACCCAAGACAAUUGGAAAUGUGGAAAGAUCGUUGGACAGAAAUUUGCUCUAUUUCUUCUUCUACACAAGUGAACAUCACAUGCAACGACAAUUUUGUUACUGAGCUCUCCAUAUUGGGGGAUAAGCCAACAAAGGGUAGAGAUUUUGAUGGCUUUGCUAUUCCAAAUCAAACACUUUCUCAGAGCUUCUCCAUGGACUCUUUUGUGGCAACUCUAGCAAGGUUAACUAGCCUGAGAGUACUUCGUCUUGUUUCUUUGGGUAUGUGGGGACCACUUCCUGAUAGAAUUCACCGACUUUAUGCACUAGAACAAUUGGACAUGAGUUCAAACUACCUAUAUGGAUCAAUCCCUCCAAAGAUUUCCACAAUGGUGAACCUCCAAACGCUUAUAUUGGGUGAUAACUUCUUCAAUGGUACUAUCCCAAGCUUGUUUAAUUCAUCAAGUAAUCUUAUAUUUCUUAGUUUGAAAAAUAACUGGUUGAAGGGUCCUUUUCCACCUUCAAUCCUUAGUGUCAACACCCUAGUUGGCAUUGACAUGUCCAGCAACCAAAUAUCAGGGAGCUUGCAAGAUUUUACUGCUUUGAGUAACUUGGAACAGCUAGAUUUAAGUGCAAACAGAUUAGAAUCUGCACUACCUGCUAUGCCAAAAGGGUUGAUAAGGCUUUUCCUUAGCAGAAACUCCUUUUCAGGUGAAAUUCCUAAGCACUAUGGUCAACUAAAUAAGCUUCAACAGCUUGAUGUUUCCUUCAAUGCACUCACAGGCAGUGCUCCUGCUGAACUUUUUUCUUUCCCUAACAUCAGUUACUUGAAUUUGGGAUCCAAUAUGUUUAGUGGGCCACUACAAAAUCACCUAAGAUGUAGCAGCCAACUUAGAUUUGUGGAUAUAUCACACAACAGGUUAGUGGGGUACUUGCCAUCUUCACUUGGCACUGGAAUAGAAAGUAGAGUUGUUAGGAGUGAUGGAAACUGUUUAUUAGGAAGUGUGCAUAAUCAGCAUGCAGCAUCCUACUGCGCAGUGUCUCAUGUGAAGAAAAAAUCAUACAGAGUUGGAAUUUUCGUUGGUGUCAUUGUGGGCAUUGUUGUGCUCACUGUGGUUUUGGCUUUGAUCAUUGUCAUUACUUGUAAAAGGUUUUGCCCUCGAGGGAUGUCAGAGCAGCACCUAUUGCAUAAAACAGUUCAAGAUAGCUACACUGCUGGGUUCUCCUCUGAGCUUGUUACAAGUGCAAGGUAUGUUUCUGAAGCUGCAAAGUUAGGAAGAGAAGACCUCCCUGUGUGUCGUUCAUAUUCCUUGGAAGAGCUAAAGGAAGCCACAAAUAACUUUGACAACUCUACUUUUAUGGGCGAAAAUAUAUAUGGGAAGCUUUACAGAGGAAAACUGGAGAGUGGGAUACAAGUGGUAGUAAGGUGCUUGCCUUUGUCAAAAAAGUAUUCAAUCAGGAAUUUCAAACUGAGGUUGGAUUUGCUUGCAAAGCUUCGUCACCCGCAUUUGGUAUCCCUCCUGGGACACUGCAUUGAUGGAGCAGUAGGAGAGCAUAAUGAGACUAACGUCUUUCUCAUUUAUGAAUGUGUCUCAAAUGGAAGUUUCCAGACUUUUCUCACUGGUGAUAGUCCUGGCAAGGUUUUCAAUUGGUCAGAGCGAUUGUCAGUUCUAAUUAGCAUUGCUAAGGCUGUCCACUUCCUACACACUGGCAUGAUUCCUGGUUUCUUCAAAAAUCGACUUAAGACCAACAAUAUAUUGCUGAAUGAGAAUUGGAUGGCAAAGUUAAGUGAUUAUGGAUUGUCCAUUAUCUCAGAAGAAACUGAUGCAUGUGGGGUAAAAGGAGAAAGUGCUAACUCAUGGCAAAUGAAAAGGCUUGAGGAUGAUGUUUAUAGCUUCGGAUUCAUACUACUUGAGGCACUAGUUGGACCUUCAGUGUCAGCUAAAAGCGAGGCCAUCAUGCUGAAUGCAAUGGCAUCUUGCAAUAAUCAGGAUGGGUGGAAACAGGUUGUGGACCCAGUUGUGCAAGCUACAUGCUCUAAAGAAUCAUUGUUUAUUGUGAUUUCCAUAACAAACAAAUGUAUUUCUCCGGAGUCCUGGAGCCGACCAUCCAUUGAGGAUGUCCUUUGGAACUUGCAGUAUGCUUCUCAAGUUCAAGUUCAGGCAACAGCUGAUGGGGAUCAGAAAAUAUGAUACUCCACAAUUCAGUGACUUCUUGAGUUUUGCUUCAAGCUACUCCAAAAGAAAACAACCAUUUCCACAUUUCAUCUUUUGGAAAUUUUACAAGGGAAGGAGAGUAUUAACUGCAUAUACCUAUGGCCCUACGUGACCAGUUUUCACCAUGUGUGUAUAGUAUUAUUAUAAGGUUAAU
This is a messenger RNA of Abrus precatorius (Indian licorice), 2597 nucleotides long. Its product is annotated as probable inactive leucine-rich repeat receptor-like protein kinase At3g03770. The coding region runs from base 125 to 2419 and encodes 764 amino acids. Gene Ontology annotation, molecular function: protein kinase activity; ATP binding; protein binding. Gene Ontology annotation, cellular component: plasma membrane. Lineage: Eukaryota; Viridiplantae; Streptophyta; Magnoliopsida; Fabales; Fabaceae. Gene Ontology annotation, biological process: protein phosphorylation. The record is from RefSeq and is a predicted model, not a curated record. The transcript has 8 exons.